UCGCGGCUAGCUUCGGCCUCCGCGCGAGUCGAAGCGAAAAAGUAGUGUUUAUUUCACUGAGGCUCUUGGAAGAUCUUAAAAAAUCCGAGCCAUCCGGUAGUUUUAAGUGAUAAAAUUCGCUUUAGUCAACUAAGAAAGAUCGAAGCAAAUGGCCGAAGCCGACAAACUAAAUAUUGAUAGUAUAAUAGCCCGUUUAUUGGAAGUACGCGGAGCAAGACCCGGCAAAAAUGUACAAUUAACUGAAAGCGAAAUCCGAGGACUGUGUCUCAAGUCCAGGGAAAUAUUCCUUUCGCAACCGAUUUUACUGGAAUUGGAGGCGCCACUUAAGAUUUGCGGUGAUAUCCACGGUCAAUAUUACGAUCUCCUUCGUCUCUUCGAAUAUGGGGGGUUUCCACCAGAAUCGAAUUACCUGUUCCUUGGUGAUUACGUCGAUCGUGGAAAACAGUCAUUGGAAACCAUCUGUCUUUUACUCGCCUAUAAAAUAAAAUAUCCCGAGAAUUUCUUCCUUCUUAGAGGCAACCACGAGUGCGCCUCUAUCAACCGCAUAUACGGAUUCUACGACGAAUGCAAAAGGAGAUACAACAUAAAGUUAUGGAAAACCUUCACCGACUGCUUCAACUGCCUGCCGGUGGCGGCGAUCGUCGACGAGAAGAUUUUCUGUUGUCACGGGGGCCUCAGUCCCGACCUGCAGUCGAUGGAGCAAAUCCGGAGGAUAAUGCGGCCGACUGACGUCCCCGACCAGGGGCUCCUGUGUGACCUGUUGUGGUCGGACCCCGACAAAGACCAGAUGGGCUGGGGUGAGAACGACCGUGGCGUGAGUUUUACUUUCGGGGCUGAAGUUGUUGGGAAAUUCCUUCACAAACACGAUUUCGAUCUGAUUUGUCGAGCUCAUCAAGUCGUCGAGGACGGGUACGAGUUUUUCGCUAAACGACAACUUGUCACGCUUUUUAGCGCUCCAAAUUAUUGCGGUGAGUUUGAUAAUGCUGGAGCGAUGAUGUCAGUGGAUGAAACGUUGAUGUGCAGUUUUCAAAUCCUGAAACCGGCUGACAAACGGAAGUUUCAGUAUAAUAUGAAUGCUGGAAGGCCGGUGACGCCACCUAGAGGAGGUACUAAUAAAAACAAGAAGAAGUGAAUUUAAUUUAUUUUUAAGAUUAGGAUAGCUACUCGUCUAUACUUUUUAUCAUUUUAAAUACUAAUGUACUGUUUCAAGUAAUGUAUGAAAUAAGGUCUAAAAAUUGUUUUCUUGUCACACUUAAUUAAGUAUUAAAUCACGUGAUGUUAGAAUAAAGCCUAUUAUGUGAUUUUGUUUCAUCCAAGUACUGUUAGUAUUUAAAAUGGGGGUGAAGCCAUUUUUGGGUUAUUUUUAGUUGAUAUAAAUCGUGUAAUUUAUUUAGAACGAGUUGAGGAUGAUCAUAUCAAAUAUAAAUAAUGGAAAAUGGCUAAGAUUUAUUGAAAUAUUUACAAUAGGCUGUAUUUGUUUUUAUUUUGGUUUUUAUGCAUCUUGUUUGUUUGACGUUUAGAAAGCGAUUCUAUUUUUCUAUGUGAAAAUCGUUAGGUUUCGAGCUGGCCAAAAUGAAAAUGAAUGAUUGCAACUUUAUCAUUUUUAUCAUACCUAAACUUUUUUUCCGCUGACAUUUGUACAUAAUUGCGUUCCAACACAUUUUUUUGAUCUGCGUAACUUUUGUCGUUAAUAAAGAUUUUAACAAUUUUCUUUUAAA
Molecule: messenger RNA, 1718 nt
Organism: Tribolium madens (black flour beetle)
Lineage: Eukaryota; Metazoa; Arthropoda; Insecta; Coleoptera; Tenebrionidae
Product: serine/threonine-protein phosphatase alpha-2 isoform
Exons: 5
Coding region: 149-1132 (327 amino acids)
Cellular component (GO): cytoplasm; nucleus
Molecular function (GO): protein serine/threonine phosphatase activity
Source: RefSeq, a predicted model, not a curated record